AUGUCAGAGAACUUCUUGCCUGAUAACAGAAGUUACUAUACUUUUUACAAAGAGCAGACAACCUGGAACAACUAUUAUAAGUAUGCAUGUCACUUCAUUCCAUUAUUUACUGUUCCAAUUUACGCUGAAGCACUUUACUGUAUUCUUUACAAAUGCAAACCGCUCAGCCCGAAAUAUGUCGCUAUGCUACAAUUAAAUAUGUUUUUUCAUUUUCUCGGAGAAGUAUUUUGGUCAACUAUGCUCGUACCGGUUAUUGUUCUUCCAUGUGUUGGCCUGUCAGUUGAGGGAUUAUGGAGUGUGCUACAUAUUCCAGGCAAGUACCAGAUCUUCAUAGUGGUGGCAAUUUUACAAUUUAAUACUGCUACAAUUACUCAUCUUCUCAUUUAUCGUCUGAAAUUCGCUAUUCCACCGGAUGCUAAGUAUAGAAAAUAUGUCAAACUCAGCGCUGACGUUGCGAAAAUAUUCAUUUACUUCACAGUAAUUUUUUGUACUUGUGCAUUUAGUUUGUUGAACGAAGACCAAGGGUCUUUGAAGAACAGAAUCAUGCAGAAGUUUUUGGUACCUCCACCCAACUUAUGGGACGAUCGAUAUGUCUUAACUGAUAGAGAUAGGGCGAACUUUCAAUUAUUUCUGUAUAUUACUAUUGGAGAAAUUGUAGUCUUUGUAGCCAACAUCAUAAUUAUUCCAAUUAUUGCAUUUCAUUAUCUUUCUGCUCAUCGAACAGAAAAAUCUGAUAGAUUAGCCAAAGCUCACAAGAAGACUCUUCAAGUUUUAAUUUUCCAGUUAGCAAUCUACUGUCUAUUUCAUCUUUUACCCAUGGUUUGCUUGACUUGUUCAGCUAUAUCCGAAGCGAGAAAUGUAAUUUUUCUUUCAUUAGGAAUGCUUAUUUGGGCAUUGCACGGAUCAGCAUAUACUCUUACUUUGAUUCUUGCGAACAAACCGUUACAUUUGGAAUACGUUUUCUGUUGUAUACUCUGCAAUUUUUCACCAAAAACUCCAAACAUCGGGAGACGAAGAGAGUCAAGUGUUAUUCAGAAAAUUGAUUUUCCAACUUAA
Messenger RNA from Caenorhabditis briggsae, 1056 nucleotides. Bases 1 to 1056 code for a protein of 351 amino acids. The record is from RefSeq and is a predicted model, not a curated record. Lineage: Eukaryota; Metazoa; Nematoda; Chromadorea; Rhabditida; Rhabditidae. The transcript is spliced from 5 exons.